This is a messenger RNA of Amoebophrya sp. A25, 5823 nucleotides long. NCBI's taxonomy places the organism in Eukaryota, Dinophyceae, Syndiniales, Amoebophryaceae. The record is from the annotation of a GenBank genome assembly.
GAUUGGCGUAAAAGUUGAUUCAUUCAAUUUUAGGAGUAAAGGGGAAAAAAAUGUGGCCGCGGAGUAGUGUUUCUCGCUAUCUGAGUCGACCACGCCUCGCGAAGCAGUCGGCUCCUGAUUUUUGGAACCUGAACAGGAACCUGAACAAGAGACAACUCCAGUGGUCAGCACCAAAACUACAGUCCAAACAGGAGUCGCCAAAACAGGACCUCUUGUCCUGCAAGAAACAGGAGCGCAAUUAUGCGUCCUCGCAGCGGCCCACGGUCGUGUCGAAGUCGAGAAAGACAGUCGCCAUAGUAGGCUCUGGUCCCGCAGGCUUCUACACUGCAAAGUACCUCCUCAGUACGUCAGCAGCAGUGGACGUGCACAUGUACGAUGUAUGCCCAAAAUUUGCUUCGAAAACUCAAAAUUAUAAACGAGUUACUGACUGAAAUAAGGGAGGCGGUAGCUUAGCAUCAACAUGAGUACGAGUGGCUGAGCGGCCUCGUCUAUAACGUCGUUAGAAAAGACGUAGAACGAGGUAUCAUGAUGGACCCCGGAGUCUAUUGUGGGGUGAUUCACUAAGUCUAGUGGUUGCACAUGAGUACGGUUUAGUAUGCAUGCAAAUGGUAAUGCAGAAGCAGGAGUAGGCUCACUAAUAUUGCAAGGACUUCCUACUUCUUCCUAGCUCUCAUAUUGCACAGCACUUUCCAUUUCUGCUCCGCUACUAGUGUAUCUUCAUCUAGAUCUUGGCAGAUGCAGCCUCAUCUAGAUCUUGGCAUGCAAGUAGCAUCCUAUUUUUCUUUUACGUGAGGUACUUCUAGCGUCGAUCAUCAGCAUGUGGUAGUCCACUGCUAUCCUCAUAUCCUAUUCUAUCCUAUUCUAUCCUAUUCUAUCCUAUUCUAUCCUAUUCUAUCCUAUUCUAUCCUAUUCUAUCCUAUUCUAUCCUAUUCUAUCCUAUUCUAUCCUAACCCCUUUCAUGCCCUCAAUGGAUCACACCGUUUGGUCUUGUGCGGUAUGGCGUAGCCCCAGAUCAUCCAGAGGUAAAAAAUGUCAUUAACGAUUUCGAGCAGGUCGUAGCGAAGAGCAGCAAUGCCGGUGCUGGUGGCUCAGCACACGCAGGAGGUGGAUCCGCAGCACCGCGUUUUCAGUACUUUGGAAAUUAGGGCUCCUCACGACUAGACGAUGACGAGUACGUAGUUCAUCUCCAAAGCGUAUUUUUCUCAGGUUCGUUUGUUGUUCUUAAAUUCUCAGAGGUCGGAUGAGUGGAAAGUAUGAACUAUCUAACUGCGAGGUAAGAAGUGAAGUUAAAUAACCUACAAUCUACUCGUCCAAGCACUACUGUGUAUAACACUACAAAAUGAGAACCCCCCUCUCCCCAAUGCACAACAAUUAAGUACUUGAACACCACCUCGUGCUAGGUAAAUGUUUUUUGUUUGUUUUUAUUCCAAACGCCACGACUAUGUAUUGUGAAGAGCUCUAAGGCAACGUCAGGAUUGGCGAUCUUUCUGCGGGAGGUCGCGGUGUACCGCUUGGGGGAUUGCAAGAACGCUAUGAUGCGGUGGUGCUCGCAACGGGCGCAAGCUUUGGAAAGCGUAUUAAGGGUACACCUUUAAGGUGCUUUUCGUACCGCUUUUUAUGCCUCUCUCCCUUAGGAUCAGAAAGGCAUAAAAAGCGGGGGAACCCGCGAGCACCAAAAACCUACCUCUAAGCGUAGCAUCCGCGGUCCCACGCACGAUGCCUUUUCCUUUGUCCAAUGGUACAACGGGUUCCCAACAACGGAUCUUGGAGCAGAUGAAUCCGUACAUACACACUACAAAGAUCUUCCUGUUCGCGAUCGUAAUGAGUUUUUCUCUUCUCUGAAGAUGGACUCUACUACUCUCUCGGAGGGCGGGGGCGCUCGCGUGUCGCUCUUUGGUCUCGGGAAUGUGGCUCUGGAUGCAGCACGUAUGCUGCUAUCUACAAGCGCGCUCUCGGUGCGCCACAGUGAUAUUUUAUGGAUUUCACUUUCAUCUCCAGCGUAAUUCUUUAAGAAGAUACUUGAAGAAAGUUGAUGUAGAAGAUCUUGAUGUAAGUAGGUCUACUAGAUGUUUAUUUGAUAAGGAUCUUCUACGUCCUCCUCUGCCCAAAAUUAUCAAAAAAAAGUUAGUAUAAGUAUUAGAUGGUGGGGCAUCGUGGAGGACUAAACAACAAGUUUUUGCAACAUGCACAAUUAAAAUGCUCAUCACGACGAGGACACACUAGAAAUUAGAGAUGCUACACCCCGCGAGGAGUGGGUACAUCAGUCAAUCAGUCACUUCUACUACCCAGAAACUGAUCUAUCGUCCCUCUCGACUACUUCUUCUGUUAUCUCCUACUUGUGAAAAAAUAGAUCAUCUCCUUGUAAAAAUUUUACAAAGAUAGAAACCCAAACCCUAAUAUCUGUACUAGGGGCGCAGCACCAUCGACGUGUGAUGAACAUUCUUCUACCAUCGUGUGACUUCUUCCAACAACGACCCCUUGCCAGGCACAUCAAUCAAUCAAUCAAUUCUUCUAACUAGAGUGGAGACUGCGCGUUUGGCCAUCGGAAAGUGGAACGUGCGCCACGUUGAUCUUUUUGGGCGUCGCGGAGCAGUACAAAGCCAAUUUGGUACUAAGGAGCUCCGCGAGCUUCUACAUGCAACCGAUUUUCGCACAGUAAUAGACCCUUUGGAUUUGGAGAGAAGCUUGAAUUUUAUGCAAAGCUUGAGGCAGGAUUUAGUUCGCAUGAUGAGAAACCCUUCUAACAACAUGAACACUUCGCUGAAGGCAGGACUCAGUUGGCAUGAUAAGAAACCUCCCUUCUUGCAUGAAUUUGAGUAUUGUUCAGAAUAGUAGAAUAAUUUUUAGAACGGAGGUAGGAUGGACUUGGAUGGAUCGGAUGGACCCCCCUAAAUCUUCCGAUCCUACUUGAAAUGGUGGGAAGUCCAUCCGGUCCAUCGGAUCCCUCCCAUGAUCCUGGACCUGACACCCCUAGCGAUACGCUUUGGUCUUAGUGUGCCACCACAACCACUAGCUAGAGAACUUUUAGGAAGAUUCUGAUAAAGAUGCAUUCAUAUCCUCCGCAUCACGGGAAGAGCUGGGAUCUAUCAAAAUGAAGCAACGACAAAUGAAAAUUUUCGAACAAAUGGCGCAGAACUUCGAAGCGAUGGAAAAAGCGAAGGAAAGUACUGGAGAAGGACUCCCAGUGUUGCAGUUGCGCUUUCUCUUAUGAAAAUUGAAGAUAGUCUUCUUGUACUUAAUCUACUUCGUUCUGGUGUGAUGCUCAUGGUCAACAGUUGUAACUGCGAUUAUUGUCUUUAAAAAAUUGAAUACUUCUUCUACAGUACUACAACAACAACAUUGAUUUGACGUGAGCAAUGGAUCGUGACAAAAACAGGCUGAAGAUUUUCUUGAGAUCACAUUAGAAAUAUAUAGAACUAGACAUCUUCUAAUCCUUCAUCAGCCUGUGAAAUACUGUGGCGAUUCACAUACACUUUCCGUCCGGAAAACGCGACUAAGUGGUAAGCCGCACGAGCAACGAGCGGAGUUCGAUCCUGAUGCUCCUGCAAUUUCGAUUCGAUCGAGCCUAGUGCUAGAAAUUAUGACUGUCACUAUUCUCCAUUAUGGACUGUCAUCAAUGGACUAUGACUGUCACUAUUCUCCAUUAUGAAGCUAGCAACAUGAAUGGACUAUUCUCCAUUAUGGGCUAGAAAUUAUGACUGUCAUCAAGUACAUCAGAACAACAAGUCCGUGGCUUUGAAGAUUUGCCACUUAUAUAAUAGAUGAUUAAAAAAAUAUAAACAUCUUCAUAGAUCCAGCGGCGCUCAAGAAAGCACUAAAAUAAAACAACCGGUUAGCUUUUACCUCUAUCUCGUAGAUGUCUCGUCCCUCCUUCAAAUAAUAUAUACUACAUUUGUUCAUCCGUUUUCCAAGAACAUUUUCUUGUUGUUCGGAGAUAAUUUUCCAUCUCUAAAAGAAGUGUGGGUUUCGGUUUUCGGCCAUUGGAUCGGCGAUUGCUGCCCUAUCAUGAGAAAGCACAACAAGAAAGUUGUGAAGAACUACAUGGCGAACAAGAAGACGUGGGGCCGCUGAAUGUUAGCGGCAACGGCAUGGGUCAUGUUUUCGAAAAUGUCUUUUGUGUCGGGUGGUUGAAGCGAGGGCCUCGUGGAACCAUUGCUAGCAAUGUCCCGGAUGCCGCGGAGACGGCUGCCGGAGUCAAGCAGUUCUUGGGUCUACAACCUGCAGCAGCAGAACAUGAUGCGAGGACUUCAUCCCUGUCAAAGAACCCUAAACUUGAACAUGCGACUUCUUUCGACGAUUGGCUGCGAUUGAAAGCUGUUGAAGAAGAGGGAGGCAAGAAGGCGAAUAAGCUUGCGCAAAAGGUGGUUGAUGUCGCUGAACAGAUGAAAUGCAUCCGACAAGCAUGAUAACGCUGUAGAAAACGCUAAAGACCAGUACUUUUUGAAUGGACCACCCAACGGUGUUUGAGAAACAUAUGAUGAAACCGGGGCAACAAGAAAAGCGAGUGUGAAACUUGAUCGCGUAUGCAACAUCAAUUAACACUGACUUACCUCGAGUCAUGCACAUAAGUCAAUCGAAGAUACCAUGAAAACCAUAGAGGUCUUCUAGGCCUAUAAGAUGAUGGAGAUCAUGUUGUGUUUUCUUCCUGUUCGAAUGAUCCGCGACGUCUCCAAAGGUGUAUAUUAUCAGGACGACUACUUAAAAUGGGAUUCCAUUUUAAGAUCAAGUGCAGCGUAGAAGAAGUGUACUAGAAACAAUUCUCGUCAUUGUUGUUGCUUAGAAAUGCAUCCUAAUUAACUCCUGAGACAGCACCUCGCGCUAGGUAAAUGAGUGAAUCAUGAAUGACUGAGUGAAUGUCUUCGCAAAUCAAGAAGAGUAAACGUAAUUUAAUCUUCUUCAUCGGUCAAUAUUAAUAGACAUUUGCAUGUGUUAUUAGUUGUACUGAAACUUUUUAGGAGUAAUAUUGUUCUCUCAGUACUAUUUUGGUGAUUUUUGAGAUUGAGUAGUUUUCAACAAAAAAUUAUAGAAAGUCGUGAAUGUUUCCAUUUCUUCGUCUUCCACCUCUUUCCCUAUCCUCCUGUCUCUUCUUGUCGACAACAGUGGUGCAAGGAUUUACUUAAAGACACGAACAAGAUGUCCUGGGAAAUAAGAAGAGUGAGUGUCAAACUCGGCUACCUAAGUAUGGAACCGUUAAAUAACAACACUUACAAAUACAAUUGUUAACUAAUAAAAGAUAAUAUCAUAGCUUGAGGCAGCAGGCACAUGAUUAAUCAAUAGCAUGAAGAAUGGGGACCACGAUGCAUAAAACUGAAAGGUGUGCUUGUCAAAAGUGUAAGUAUGAGUUUCUGUAGAAGAGCGGUAGAACGAUAAGGGUGAAGUAAUAGAAGCUUCAGCAUGGGCUAGCGGAAUAGUGAUGAUAUGAAGCUCUUACUUCUAGACCAAUAACAUGAUACUACAGCUGCUCACAUUGUUCAGAUCGAUGAUGCAAAAAAAAAAUCCGAAAAAAAAUGAAGCAGAUGAGACUGUUCUUGGCAGAGGUUGCUGCUCUAUGAAAAAUCUUCUAUCUUGUACAACUGGUUCACACAAAAGGAAAAGGAAUUAAUUUAGAAUUACUCUGGAGUGGUUGCAAGCAUCUAGCUCUACUGUGUAAGCCACGUGCGUGGCCCACCAGAAGAAAUGUAAGACUCACUUCUUUGCGGCCACGACCCCAGCUGGUGCGUUGGCCCUUUGGCCGAAGAUUGUGAAUAGAAAGGAACACACAACAAGACCCAAGAGGCCUCUUUAUCAGCUUUCAUAUUCACGCUCAGCUGCAGGAAUACCAAU